Messenger RNA from Umbelopsis ramanniana AG, 856 nucleotides. RefSeq lists its product as uncharacterized. Bases 71 to 760 code for a protein of 229 amino acids. The record is from RefSeq and is a predicted model, not a curated record. Lineage: Eukaryota; Fungi; Mucoromycota; Umbelopsidomycetes; Umbelopsidales; Umbelopsidaceae. The transcript has 5 exons.
UGAUUGGGCGCGAUGUCCACUGCUUCCAAACACAUUACUAACACCCAAACCAUGAACUUCAGGCCCGUUUAUGCUUUACUAUUUUGCUGUUGUGAUUUUGCUGAAUCGACCUUUCAUUGUCAGUGGACAAAACGAACAUGACAAUGAAGCGGCAAGACGAUGCACCGAAGCUGCUAAAUCCAUUGUGGAUGUCGCUCGGGUGGUUCGCAUUGACGACUUGAUGCAUUUUGGACAUACAGCUGCCUUGACAGUUAUGCAAGCGGCCUUCAUUCACCUUUAUAACGCUGCCAAAACAACCCCCAAAAUAUCAGCAGAUGCUCGUAAAUACCUCACCACAUCGCAAAAGAUCUUUGCCAGCGUAUGCUCUCGGUGGCCUGACGCUCCUCCGAUUAUGAGCUUGAUUGGCAAAUUGCAAGAUUCUAUCGAUAAGAUCCAUGGCAAGAAGGAACCUGAAGAGACCAAAAAGGUGUCGGUAUCUGAAGAACGGCCACCGGUUGUUCCUGAACAGCCGCAGACCCCCCAAAUGAGCGUAGAGGAAACCUUGUUUGCCAACUGGCCAAUUGAGCAGUUUGUGGCCAGUUUAUCAGAUGCACCGCCUAUCUCUUACGAUAAAAUGCAGCCUGAAACGGAAGCCAAACAACCACCAAAAUCCAGCAACAUCCCGUUCUGGGGAGCUCCUAGUGGGUACGACUGGCAAGAAUGGGGCAACUUUUUGGUAGAAGGAGGAAUUAUCACCGGAACCAACGAAUCCAUUAUAUAAACCAAAUGCCGUUGUACUCAGCUUACCAGCCCGCUCGCUCAGCUAAGCAAAGCAUAGCUGGGAAAUGACGGUUUAAUUUAGUAAAUGCCAGUAACC